Molecule: messenger RNA, 1539 nt
Organism: Aspergillus calidoustus
Lineage: Eukaryota; Fungi; Ascomycota; Eurotiomycetes; Eurotiales; Aspergillaceae
Source: the annotation of a GenBank genome assembly
AUGUAUCGCAUCACUAAUAUCUAUGUUCUCGCUGCCUUUGGCACGAUCGGAGGUGCCCUGUUCGGUUUCGAUGUCAGUUCAAUGAGCGCUUGGAUCGGAACAGACCAGUACCUGGAAUAUUUCAACCAUCCAAACUCUGAUCUUCAAGGAGGAAUUACCGCGUCAAUGUCGGCCGGAUCUUUCGCUGGUGCCAUCGCCGCCGGUUGGGUUGCUGACCAUCUCGGUCGUCGCUAUGCCUUGAUGAUCGCCUCCGUCAUUUGGAUCAUUGGUGCUGUCAUUCAGUGUUCUGCUCAGAAUGUUGCUCAUCUUGUCGCGGGGCGAGUCAUCAGCGGUCUUUCUGUCGGUAUUACCUCGAGUCAAGUCUGUGUAUACUUGGCCGAGCUGGCUCCUGCCAAGAUCCGUGGUCGCAUCGUCGGUAUCCAACAAUGGGCAAUCGAGUGGGGUAUUUUGAUCAUGUACCUGAUCUCCUGGGGCUGCGGCAAGGGUGUUGAUGGCCCAUCAUCCUUCCGAAUUGCCUGGGGAGUCCAGGCCAUCCCGGGGCUGAUCCUCCUCCUCGCGUUACCCUUCUUCCCCGAAUCCCCCCGCUGGCUCGCUGGCCAAGAACGAUGGGAAGAAGCCCUCGACACGCUCGCCCUUCUGCAUGGUAACGGAAACCGAAACGAUCCAGUCGUCCAGGUCGAGUACGAAGAGGUCCAGGAAGCCGCUCGGAUUGCCCAUGAGGCCAAGGAUGUCACCUUCCUCGCUCUCUUUGGCCCCGAGAUUUGGAAGCGGACUCUUUGCGGUGUUAGUGUUCAGGUUUGGCAGCAGCUUCUCGGUGGGAAUGUUGCCAUGUACUACGUUGUUUAUAUCUUCCAGCAGGCUGGCAUGACCGGUGAUACCUCUCUAUACUCCUCAAUCAUCCAAUACGUCAUCUUCCUCGUGACAACAGGCGUUAUCCUCCCUUACAUCGAUCGAAUCGGACGCCGUCUCUUGCUCAUUUCCGGUGCCAUCGCAUCCAUGGCUCUGCACUUCGCUAUUGCUGGUACAAUGGCAACGUACGGAAACCCGGUCGACUCGAUUAACGGAAACGAGAACCUAAAGUGGGAGGUGAAGGGCGCGGCAGGAAAGGGAGUUAUUGCGUGCUCCUACAUUUUCGUCGGAGUUUACGGCCUUACCUGGGCCCCCACCGCCUGGAUUUAUGCCUCCGAGGUCUUCCCCCUCAAGUACCGCGCCAAGGGUGUCGGUCUGUCCGCAGCAGGAAACUGGAUAUUCAACUUUGCCCUCGCAUACUUUGUCGCUCCGGCUUUCACGAACAUUCAGUGGAAGACAUAUAUCAUCUUCGGUGUUUUCUGUACUGUAAUGACCUUCCACGUCUUCUUCAUGUACCCUGAGACAGCAGAACGAUCUCUCGAGGAGAUUGAUCUCAUGUUUGACUCUGGGGUCAAGGCGUGGGAGACGGCCAAGAUGCAUGGCCGGUUCGGGGAGCAGAUCGAACAGCACCGCAAGCAGAGUGUUGUUGAUGACCAUAUGGGGGAUGCUAGCCACAAGGAAGACGUCUAG